Molecule: messenger RNA, 1011 nt
Organism: Stylonychia lemnae
Lineage: Eukaryota; Ciliophora; Spirotrichea; Sporadotrichida; Oxytrichidae
Source: the annotation of a GenBank genome assembly
AUGCUUGAAGGAUUAAUAAAUUCUUCAAUGGGUAAUUCAAUGCUUGUUAUUAAGAAUAAAAGAUAACUCAAUAAAAGAACGAAUGAAAGAACAUAGCUCAAAUUGAUCAGAGAACUGAUUGAGAAAUAACUGAACAGAGAAUUUUUAUAGAAAAAAAAGGAAUUAGAUGAAAAUUUAGGGAUUGAGGAUAAAAUUCUCAACAUUCUCUUUGAAUUUUACUACCCUCCUUUUGAAGUGAAGUAUAGAUGUGAGCUGUUCAAAAAUAUUUAAGAUCUUAAACUACCUUAUCCUCUAGUAUAAACAAUAGACACAGUAAAUCAACCAAAUAUGAAAGAUGAAUUCCUUUUAAAACUGGAAAAAAUAAAGAAGAUUUGCUAGAAUUCGAUAAAACCAAUACUCUUUAUAGAUCCUAACAACUAUGCUUAAAAAUUAAUAUCUGCAAUCACUGGAAAUAGUUUCUUAAGAGUAUUAAAUGGAUAGAGUAAAAUGCACGAUACUAUCAUAUAAGCACUAGAAAGUGAUAGCUCAGUUUUAAUAGAAAAAGUUAAAAACUAAUUUGAUAUAUACGAAUUUGACUAAUACUUAAGUGAGCACUGUCUUAGGAAUAAAUAUAGAUUUAAGAUAUACUUUCAGACAAUCUUAGAGAACCCUAAGUUUGAAACUACAAUAUUUGAAAAAACAACUGUAGUCAAUAUGUAUGAUUUGCAAUUUAUCAAAAGAAAGAGAUAAAGGCCCAUCACAGCAAGAAAUAGAUCUUAGAAAAUAUAAGUUUUUCAACCUUAAAUUGAGGAUGAUGAAUUUAAAAUUCUAUCUAAGAAAUUCAAGGUUCAUAACAUGAAUUUGUAAAAAGACAUAAUGUUAGGACAGAUAUUUGAAUAAUCAGAAGCUUUUAUUAAUAAGAAUUAGUCGCUCUUGUAAUAUUUUACUGUGAUUGCUCAAAACUAGUAAAAAGUGUUAGAGUAAGAAAAGUUAAUAAAAGAAGCUUAAGAUGAGAUCUAAAAACAUAAUUGA